GUCAUCAUCCCCUUUCUGAAUUAUUUGCAAAAAAACAUGUUGAAAUGGAUGUCUUAUUUCAACCCACAAAUGGCCGGCCAUUCUCCAUUGAAGUAGGUUAUUUUGAUUCUGUGCUCGAGAUCAAAGCAAAAAUCCAGAAGGACCAAGGUAUCCCCAUUUCUAAGCAAACCUUGAUCUUCAAUGGCAAUGUUCUUAACGAUGAACUCAAUGUCCAUUCAUCAGACAUUCUUGAUCACUCUCAGAUUAGCCUCAUUGUUGCCCCUGAUCCUGAAAAACACAACGCUACUACCACAAAUACUAACAAUCUUGUUAGAGCAUCGCAAGAGCUAUCAAUAUCUAUAAAUCCCUUCAAGCAAAUUCGGCUGAUCCUCAAAAUGCCGGCAGGAAGGCCAGCGAUCCCACUGGAAAUGGACAUAAAUGAUAGUAUUCGGAGGCUGAAGGAGAGGAUUCAGGAAAUGGAAGGUGUCCCUGUCGUGAGGUUAAUGAUCCAGGCAGGCGGUGUCGAAUUGCACGAUCAUCAAACUAUACUUGAUUGCGAGCUUUUUGAUCACGCUGAAAUUGACGUUAGCGUUAGGCCUUCGCCGUCUACUACUACUUCAUCGGGAUCGUUAGGGAAUGUUAGCAGCACAAAGAAGUUGAAGAUUAUAGUAUUGACAAAAUGUGGGACGAGAAAGAUUCCGAUGGAAGUUAGUCCUUCUGAAAAUGUUGGACAACUUAGGAAAGAGCUACAAAAGUUGAAUCAACAUUUGGAUCUGGAUCUUCCGCAGGAAGGGUAUUUCUUUAUCUACAAACAAAAUGUUAUGGAUGAUGAUCGGUCUCUUAGAUGGCACCAUGUUGGGAACGGAGAUACCAUUGAGAUCUUCAAUGGAAGCAUUUCAGGUGGAACAUGAAUGCCGUUAAUGAUUCAUUUUACAGAUUGCUCUACAUUUGUUGCUCAUUAUGUUCGUUCAUUUUGUUGUUAUUCUUUCACAGUUUUUUGGUGGAUUUAUUACACUGC
This is a messenger RNA of Oldenlandia corymbosa var. corymbosa, 997 nucleotides long. NCBI's taxonomy places the organism in Eukaryota, Viridiplantae, Streptophyta, Magnoliopsida, Gentianales, Rubiaceae. The record is from the annotation of a GenBank genome assembly.